AUGUUGACCGUUGCUUUCCUAAAGUGUGUCCUUUGUUCGCUGCAAGAAGAUUGCAUGGCCCCGAAAAAUGCCAGCCUCGCAUGUCUGUUUCGUGAUCGAUACCGUGACUAUGUCGGCAACUGCCAUCGUUACGACCAAUCAGUACUCAACUUGCUUCUAGCGAAUCGUAACUGUUUCAACAGCUACUUUUGGACCAGCGGAAUAACGAAUUUCUUUCGAAUCGAGCGCUUCCAAACUUCUGUUUCGUUGCCUAUUCUUUGUUGA
This is a messenger RNA of Soboliphyme baturini, 264 nucleotides long. The record is from the annotation of a GenBank genome assembly. NCBI's taxonomy places the organism in Eukaryota, Metazoa, Nematoda, Enoplea, Dioctophymatida, Soboliphymatidae.